CACUAGUCCUGCUUCCCUUUCCCUGCUCCGGCCAACGAAGGGAAACAAGGGUCGGCGGGAUGGGGAUGCAAUUUGGUAUUUUGUACGCCUUCCUUCUCUUGGUCCUUUCGACCUCUCUCUUCAUGAGAAGGCGAAAGACGAGACCCGAGGACAAGUAUAAAGUCCCACCUGGUUCCAUGGGGUGGCCUUACGUAGGAGAGACCCUUCAGCUCUACUCAGAAGACCCCAGUGUGUUCUUCGCCAACAGGCAGAAGAGGUACGGAGAGAUCUUUAAGACGCACGUCUUGGGCUGCCCCUGCGUGAUCCUGGCCAGCCCGGAGGCGGCCAGGUUCGUGCUGGUGACACAGGCUCAUCUGUUCAAGCCGACGUACCCGAGGAGCAAGGAGCGGUUGAUCGGCCCCUGGGCGCUCUUCUUCCACCAUGGCAGCUACCAUAUGCGGCUGAGGAAGCUUGUACAGGGCUUGUUGUCCCCGAAUGCGCUUCACGGGCUCGUCCCCGACAUCGAACGCAUAGUAAUCUCCAUGUUGGAAUCAUGGGUUGGUUUGGAAGCCAGAACCUUCCAUGCAAUGGAGAAGCUAUCUUUCGAUGUGGGUGUCCUUGCGAUCUUUGGGGACCGGCUGGAGGAGCGGCACAAAGUAGAGCUGAAGAAGAAUUACUUGAUCGUUGACAAGGGCUACAAUUCUUUCCCCAUGUACCUUCCCGGCACUCCGUACCACAAAGCAAUCGUAGCAAGGAAACGUUUGCACGGUGUACUGAGUGAGAUCAUGAACGAGAGAAGGAAGAGAGGAGUGCGGGAGAAUGAUCUGUUGGGCUGUCUCAUCGACUCUAAGGAUGACAGCGGAGAGCACCUGAACGAUGACCAGAUCGCCGACAACAUCAUCGGCGUCCUAUUUGCCGCACAGCACACGACGGCCAGUGUCAUGACAUGGGUCCUAAAGUUCCUCCACGACGAACCAAAGCUUCUUGAAUCCGUCAGAGCCGAGCAAACGGCGAUACGGGAGGCGAACGAGUUUGGAAGUCGACCCUUGACGUGGGCCCAAACGAGAAGCAUGUCCCUGACUCACAAGGUCAUAUCGGAGAGCUUGAGGAUGGCAAGCGUCAUCUCUUUCACGUUCAGGGAGGCAGUGGCCGAUGUGGAGUACAAAGGAUACCUUAUCCCAAAGGGCUGGAAGGUGAUGCCUUUGUUCAGGAACAUACAUCACAAUCCGGACUUCUUUCAAGAACCCAACAUGUUCGACCCUUCUAGAUUCGAGGUUGCUCCCAAGCCCAAUACCUUCUUGCCAUUUGGGAACGGAGUUCACGCUUGCCCCGGCAAUGAAAUGGCCAAACUGGAAAUGCUUAUUUUGAUCCAUCAUCUGGUGACCAAAUACAGGUGGGAGACUCUGGGACACCAAGGUGAGAUCGAGUACUGCCCAUUCCAUGUGCCGAAGCAUGGCCUUCCUGCCAGGUUGUGGAGAGCCUCCGGCAGCUACGAAGCAGGAGAAUGACGUUGCUCGCUGCAAGCAAUCCAGUUAGCUUAGCUUCUACAUUGGCCCUAAGUGCAAAUCCCGUCAAAGGAGAGGGUGAGGCUCCUCUUUGUCUCAUUGUAUAAAGCGUCCCGACAGAUUUAAUUCAAUCAAAGGGGGAGUUCUUUUCAUC
Messenger RNA from Musa acuminata subsp. malaccensis (wild Malaysian banana), 1638 nucleotides. RefSeq names its product abscisic acid 8'-hydroxylase 3. Gene Ontology annotation, molecular function: heme binding; (+)-abscisic acid 8'-hydroxylase activity; iron ion binding. Gene Ontology annotation, biological process: sterol metabolic process. NCBI's taxonomy places the organism in Eukaryota, Viridiplantae, Streptophyta, Magnoliopsida, Zingiberales, Musaceae. The record is from RefSeq and is a predicted model, not a curated record.